CUUGACACUAUAGCUGCAUCACAACCAACCACUGUUUCUCCCCGUGUUAUUUUAUUUUAGGUCGUGUGAUUACUGCUUGAGUAGGAGCAAUGGCUGUAACAGUCUACACUCCAUGAUCAAAGCCGCUAGCGACAUGUUGUGCAUAAAUGUUUGAUGAUUCAAGAACAUUGCUUACCAUCAGGCAUCAACCCUUACGCAUUUCAUCAGUUGAAUGAUUUCUUACGAAUAAACGUCGACAAGAAGCAUAGACUGUUCAAGCCCGUACAAGAAAACAUGUGCAUUGUUUUUUCGUUCUUCAUCUAAGUUGAUACAUCGAGGCAGACACAAUGGCUACUUCUUUGAAGCAGGCUGUCGAUAAGAACCUAGAGUGUCCUGUCUGCCUGAGCUUCUUCAAGGACCCCAAGAACCUGACCUGCUCCCAUACCUUCUGCAAGGGUUGUCUUGAGACUGUCCUAGUGUCUCAUCGGAAGCUGUUAUGUCCUACUUGCAGGGAGGAGACUUCGCUUCCUGGUGGAGACGUGGGUAGACUGAAAUCAAACAUAAUAGUCAGAUCACUUGUUGAAGAUGUGGAGACCCAGGGCCAUUCCAACUGUAAUCAAGAAGACAAAUCAUUGCCAAAAAAAUGGAACAAAUGUCAAAAGCAUCCAACCGACGAUGAAGAAUGCUUUUGUCUUAACUGUAAGAAGUACGUCUGCUUCAAGUGUGGCAUAUUAGAGCAUGCAAAGGAUGCUCACACUAUCCUGGAAGCAGGCGUACAUGAAACUGCGCAAAAUAAUACCAUUGAGGAACUUGCAUUUAAAGCAGAUGCAAAGAUACGCAACGUUGACAAGUAUGUUACAUUCGUCGUAGACCAGCGUAAAAGGGUGCAUAACGUACAGAAACAACUUAAUGGUGAAAUAGAUGAGACUUUUGAGGAAUCAGUUCAGAAGUUGAAGAGAAGAAAGACGGUGUUGAAAAAUGAAGUUGGGCACGAACUAGGUAAACUUGAGACUUCAUUGGGAAACAUGGAGAAGUCGGGUCUUAAGCAGAUAGAUCAGAUUAAGAAGGUUCGGGACGUGGUUAAGAAUGGUCUUGAUAUUCCUCUCCAGACAGAGGAUCUGACCUCGCAUAAAGCGACGUGUCAACAGCUGAAAGAGCUUCUAAGCCAGAUUGGGCCAGAUGAGGAGCUGCCCAGAAGAACUGCAGAGGAAGGUGAACGAAUUGGCUUCAGGAGUCACGGAUCGGAUGGACUAAUGCAGUUGGGUCAGCUAAGACAAAAGAAGUCCAAAUGGGUUCUGCGCACGGGAGACCCCCUCCCUGGUGGAAAUAUCACCAUGACCGGAAUGGCAAUAUCACCAAACAAUGGGAUGGCUGUUGGUUGUAGCAGGGGAGGAAUAGUCAUAUAUUCUUCUGAGGGCAUCGUACAAGAUACCGUUCUGAAAUCUGUUAAGAUUGUGGCAUUACACUUCAUGCCUGAUGGUGGAUACGUCAUACGCGACAGGAAUAAUAAAAUUGUCUUGUACACUAAGCUUUGUGAAAAGCUUGAUGUAACGUUUGAGACAUUGGAUGUUGCGAAAGGUGGGCUUGGUGGUCUCACUGUAGGGAAGGAUGGGCUAAUCUUCGUAGGUCACAGAACAGUUGACAAAAUACAGGUAUUUAAGCCAGAAGGUGGGAAGGCAAUUAGAGAGAUAACGUGUAACGGAUUUCUUCCAUGGCAGAUGUUUGCAUUGACAUCCAGUCAAGCGAUUGUCGUUAAGAGUAGUUGGGAUAAGGUACAAGUGAUCAACGAUGUGUCUGGUGCUAUCAUUCAUAGCAUUAGCAAAGUUAACGUCAACGCUAACCCUGCUGUGUAUCAGGAUGAUUCAGUUAUCAUUGCAUGGGUUAAGCACUAUCAGGGUCUGGGUCUGCUGAGCAUCGAUCAGUACACAAAAGAGCUCAAAUACAUCAAAAACAUUCUCACUGAUUUCAAGAUAAUCAAACCUAUUCGAGCUUGGUACUAUUUGCAAGCAUUUAAGACGGGGGAGAUUGCUUUCUGCACUUCUGAUAGGCUUUACAUCUUCCAUCAGACAUGGGAGUAAAUUUCAGUUUUGCAGAUGAAAAUGAUGUGGACUGUGGAGUUUAACAAACUUACAAAACCCAAACAUUUAAGAUUGUUACUAGGUCAAGUGGGAAAAAAUGCACCGUAUAAUUACUAUCUUCUCUUGCGUGCCAUGGUCCCCGUUGUCACAGCUCAAAGUCGUCACCAACAUACACAAGUUCACCAUUCACUCUGACUGCGCUACUUGAUUGUUGGUAGAGUGCUUGAAGUAUAAUUUAGGUGUAUAUAUUUUGACGAAUAUCCAAAGAAGUUCAUUGCUUUCCACAGACCUCGCUGCCAGACUGAGUCGAAUGCCUUUUCGUUAUCGAUGGAGCAGCAUAGGAGACUCUGAUUUCUUUCACGGCGUUUUUCCAUCAUUUGUCUCAGGGUGAACAAUUGGUCCACGGUGGAGCGUCCUGGACAGAAUCCAGUUUGUACUUCGGACAGCACUUCUUCUGUUUUCUUCACGAUUCUCUGCUGGAGGAUGAUACUGAACUUUUUCCCUGCAUGGCUAAGGAGGCUAAUACCCCGGUAGUUUCCACAAUUUAGUUUGUCUUUUUCUUGUAGAUUGGAGUUAUUAUGGCCUUUCCCCAGUCAGCCGGAAAAGUUUCUUCCCGCCAUAUUUUAUUGUACAAUUUGUGGAGUAUGGUGAUACCUGUUGACCCAGCAGCUUUGAGUUCCUUUCCUGUGAUGCUGUCAAAUCCAGAUGCUUUCUCUUCUGCGAGUUUCCGAACAGCGUAUUCUACUUCAUCUUGCAGAAUGUCUUGAACUGGGUCGAGGCUGGCCAUCUGAGGUAUGUUAGUAGCUUCUCCAUUUGUUUGU
Messenger RNA from Strongylocentrotus purpuratus (purple sea urchin), 2878 nucleotides. RefSeq names its product tripartite motif-containing protein 5-like. Gene Ontology annotation, cellular component: nucleoplasm; chromatin. The record is from RefSeq and is a predicted model, not a curated record. Gene Ontology annotation, molecular function: zinc ion binding; ubiquitin-protein transferase activity. The transcript has 3 exons. Lineage: Eukaryota; Metazoa; Echinodermata; Echinoidea; Camarodonta; Strongylocentrotidae. Bases 327 to 2057 code for a protein of 576 amino acids. Gene Ontology annotation, biological process: positive regulation of DNA-templated transcription.